Chionomys nivalis (European snow vole) is the source of this 934-nucleotide messenger RNA. RefSeq names its product homeobox A4 (gene Hoxa4). Bases 15 to 872 code for a protein of 285 amino acids. The transcript has 2 exons. Gene Ontology annotation, cellular component: nucleus. The record is from RefSeq and is a predicted model, not a curated record. Gene Ontology annotation, biological process: embryonic skeletal system morphogenesis; anterior/posterior pattern specification; regulation of transcription by RNA polymerase II. Gene Ontology annotation, molecular function: DNA-binding transcription factor activity, RNA polymerase II-specific; RNA polymerase II cis-regulatory region sequence-specific DNA binding. Lineage: Eukaryota; Metazoa; Chordata; Mammalia; Rodentia; Cricetidae.
CACUUCACAAAUUAAUGACCAUGAGCUCGUUUUUGAUAAACUCCAACUACAUCGAGCCCAAGUUCCCUCCCUUCGAGGAGUUCGCACCGCACGGCGGCCCGGGCGGAGGGGACGGCGGCGCGGGCGGGGGUCCCGGCUUCCCGCGGCCGCAGACCACCCCGCACCUGCCGGCCCCGAACCUACGCGCUGCCCGCCAGCCCCCCGCCUACUACGCGCCACGGGCGCGCGAGUCCAGCUACCCCGGGGGCCUGUACCCCGCGCCCGCCGCCGCCUGCCCCUACGCCUGCCGCGGCACCAGCCCUGCGCGACCCGAGCAGUCCCCGGUCCCUGGCGCGCACCCCAGCCCGGCCCCGCAGCCCCCUGCGCCCCCUCGGCACUGCGCUCCAGGCCCCGCCACCCCGGCUGUCGCGACGGGGGGCAGCGCCCCCGCGUGCCCGCUGCUGCUGGCGGACCAGGGGCCGGCGGGCCCGAAGGGCAAGGAGCCGGUGGUGUACCCCUGGAUGAAGAAGAUCCACGUGAGCGCCGUCAACCCCAGUUAUAACGGAGGCGAGCCCAAGCGCUCUCGAACCGCCUACACCAGGCAGCAGGUCUUGGAGCUGGAGAAAGAAUUCCACUUUAACCGCUACCUGACCCGGCGGCGCCGCAUCGAGAUCGCCCACACGCUCUGCUUGUCUGAGCGCCAGGUCAAGAUCUGGUUUCAAAACCGGAGAAUGAAGUGGAAGAAAGACCACAAACUUCCCAACACCAAGAUGCGAUCUUCCAACCCUACCUCGGCCCCUGCCGGCCCGCCUGGGAAAGCACAAACUCACAGCCCCCACCCCCAUCCCCACCCUCUCCCCAGUGCCUCCACACCCAUUCCCUCCUCCAUAUAACCAUCUGGGGACCGAGUCAGUUUCUGUCACUUACCUGCCCUUCUCCUUUCUUGCUCCUAUCC